Molecule: messenger RNA, 4994 nt
Organism: Platichthys flesus (European flounder)
Lineage: Eukaryota; Metazoa; Chordata; Actinopteri; Pleuronectiformes; Pleuronectidae
Gene: elk4
Product: ETS transcription factor ELK4
Exons: 5
Coding region: 212-1636 (474 amino acids)
Biological process (GO): regulation of transcription by RNA polymerase II; cell differentiation
Cellular component (GO): nucleus
Molecular function (GO): sequence-specific DNA binding; DNA-binding transcription factor activity, RNA polymerase II-specific
Source: RefSeq, a predicted model, not a curated record
GCAACAUAAUUUCCUGUACAGAGGAUAUAUCGUCGGUUCGAGUCAAAGCCAGUUAAAUGUAUUUCACGUCCAGGUAUUUGCUUGACACUCGGUUAGAAAGUUGUUUCCUGCGCUAUGGCGGAGUAACAGGCUUUUCAGACAUGUUUGGGGAAUACCCGGACGCGGCUCGACGACUUGGAAAUCCUGCGGGCUCUACGAGCGAGUGAGAGACAUGGACAACUCUGUCACCCUGUGGCAGUUCCUACUCCAGCUCCUAUUGGAUUCCAGUAAUGACCAACUCAUCUGCUGGACCAAUGAGGAAGGAGAGUUCAAGCUGCGGCAGGCAGAGGAGGUUGCCCGGCUGUGGGGUGCUCGAAAAAACAAGCCCAACAUGAACUAUGACAAACUGAGCAGGGCCCUCAGAUACUACUACGACAAGAACAUCAUAAAGAAGGUGAAUGGUCAGAAGUUUGUCUAUCGCUUUGUGUCCUAUCCUGAAAUCCUGAAAGGAGAUGUGGCUACCCGGAUAGAUGAUGGGGAUGUGGGUGGUGGGGGCAUUCCACCCUUAACAAGAAGCGACAGCACCCAACAGGAGGGUGAGUCUGGUGACGGAGGACAGGAAGGAGGUAGCACAGGGGCUCUGGGCUCAAGCAUCAAGCAGUCAAACCGUAACGACUAUAUACACUCAGGCCUGUACACGUCCUUCACACUCAACUCGCUACAAAAUGGACGCCAGCUCUUCAAAUCCAUAAAAAUGGAGAACCCAGCAGAGAAGAUGGCAGACAAGAGGGGUCUCACUGCCACAGCCCAGAGCCAGCCACAACAGCCCACUGCUUUGCCGUCGGUCAUCAAGUUUGGAAACACCCCUUCGAAACCAGCACUAGCAUCGCCUCCUCAGGUUGCCAUAGAGCCAAUCAUUGUGUCCAACCACUUCAAUCCUCUGCAAGCUCCACCCCAGAAGGUCAAAGAAAUCAGCUCACACUCCUCCCUGCCGCACCAUUCUGUCUUCUUAUUUGAACACAUCCGCCCAUCAGAACCAACAUUCAACCUAUCAGAACUGACUUCAGCCAGCCCAUCCCCAAACUUAGUGCCUGACUCCUCUCAGGAACUGGUGAUUGACAGCGACAUCGAGUCUGGAUCAUCUCAGCCCAAAAAUGCUAAGGCGGCAGAGCUGAGAGACGCUCAGGCACAGGAAAAGGUGGACAGCGGCGCCGCUCUCUCUGGAGAUGAGAUCAGUUUUAUGGAUGCUGAAACCAGUUCAUCCUCAGUGAGCAGCUCUACCACAUUCAGCACUCAGAGUUUAGGAAAGACACGCAAGCCGCCGAAAAUCCUGCAGAUCAGUCCACCUGCUCUGCUGGUCACCGCGUCCGACUUCUCCCCCAUGAACCUCUGCAGCCCCUCACUACCUACUGCAUCUCUCACACCAGCAAUGCUACAGACUCCCACACUGUUGCUGACUCCCAGUCCUCUGCUGUCCAACAUCCACUUCUGGAGCACGCUCAGUCCUGUAGCUCCACUCAGCCCAGCCACACGCCGCCAGGGAGGACACCUGUUCCAGUUUCCGUCGGUCCUCACCCCCCAGUUCCAGAUCCCUGUAUUCAGCACAGAUGGGACCAACACGCCAGGCCCUAUUUCACCAGACCCUCAAAAGACAUAGAGUUCAACCGCCCAGGGAUCACCAUGUUUGGACCCAGACAGUUAAACUCCCCCCAACCCACCACUCCAGAACGCCAUCCCACAUCCAGGACACUAAUUUGGGAGCUCCGUCAUGACCUUUCCCCCUCACACUGGUGCUUUAAAGUUCACUACAAUCGGCUGUGUGGAGGGAGGAGCUGAGGAAUCCAGGUUUGAUGGAUGAAGGUAACACGUUCAUAGCAUUUAGCAUUUACACCCUGAGGAUGCCAUACUGCACUCACACACACUUACAUAGUAUUUUUGUCUGGCUUGUUGGGAUCCUCAGUCACGGCAGUUCAAAGGAGGGAGGAAUUUCCAUGGCAACUGUGUGCAUGUGGAUCGGACCGUCGUCAGCCACAAGCUGCUACAAGACCAGUCAAAUUGCAGAUAGCUCAACCUUUCCUUUAGAGCUCCGUUCUUAUCUUGUGUAACAGUUACUGCCACAAAAAAAGCUCCCAACCAAUUUUUUUCUCUGCUGACACUCUGCUCCUUUUGGUGCGCUGUCCUUAUGCUCAUGUACCUGGCAUGUGAAACUAAAGAUCUUUCAUUUUCAACCUGAACUUCAAUGUCAAGCCUUGCCUUCAGCUGCUCUGUAUUGUUAUAGCCAUAUCCAACUGGACUUUUACCUUGAAUGUCUUAUUGUGACGUGUGGCCAUAGUCCGAGCUGAACCUUGAAUCACACCUCUAUGUAACUGUUCUAUUGUGUGGAUAAAGUAGAAUAGCCCUGAAAGCCAGUGUGGCCUGGUCUGCCUCCAGCCAGAAAGCUUUCAAUGACACAAAGUGAAGCCAUAACCCUUUCUGAGUAUCGACUCUGCAAUUAGAAACUCAGAAACCCUGAACGUCUUACUGCUCUGAUGUUGCUUUUUUAACUUAACCAUUAAUUGAUAAAGGCAGACAUAAUUCACUUAUCAUGGUACAGAUGAUAGUUUCAAGUAAUGAAAAAAACAUGUAAUGAAAUGGUAAAUUUCUAAGAAGACAGUAGUUUGACAUGUUGAAAAAUACAGUUGAGAGGUAAAUGACAGGAUUGUUCACAGCCAUCAUGUUUGACCAGGAAACAUGUAGCUUCCUUAACUUAGCGUAGCACAAAAGCUGGAUAUUGGUAAAUGACUAGUUAAGCUGAGUCUGAGAGUAACAAAACAUUUUCUGCUCACCAAUAAACACUGUUAUUUGUGUGUUUUAAUAAAAAAUGUUAAAACACCACUUUUUAUUGGGAGGCAAAGGGGCGGUGACUGUCCCUGAUGUCUGAUGCCUGGCAGCUACAAAUCCUAAUAUUUACAAAAUCCCAAGUGAAAAAACAACAUGCUGUCUCCAGCUAUACAGAUACUUAGAGAAUAGACAGACAUGAGAGAGGUUUCAACCAUUGUAUCAAAUUUUUGCUAAUGCAUGCUCAGUGUCUUUUACCUACAUUCUGCUCUGGAAGCAGAAAGAAUUGUUCCUCGUGAAUCAAAAUCACAGCAGACCUUGGAACCUUGUUCAUUGUCCACAGGUCAGUUUCCUUUAUUCUUGUAAAUUAACGAGCUUUGACAUUUUUAUUGCUUGCCGUUUCAGUGCAGCUACUGAAACCCAGACUGAACCUCCUCAUCUCAGUAGCUGGACUCUUUCACUUUAGCAAAUCUGAACUACAUUGACUUUUAAUCACGAGGAUGUAGAAAUGUUAUAGAACUUGCAAACACCUUCCUGUCCCCUAAAUCUUUCUCGUCGAGAUGAUCAGCCAUGAAAGGUCUGCACCUGUUUUCUACACGACUUUAAAGCCAUAACUCUGAGACUCAGACUCACGAGGUAUAUCCCAACUUUCUAUGCUAUUUAACAUGGAUAUUGUACAUUACCCUUGUUUACACGAAACAUAAAACACACAAGUGAGUGUGUUUACCCAAGUGUCACUUUCUAAACCCAGGGAUGGAUGACCAAUGAAUCUUUUUUUGGGGGGAGGGGGGGUUGAAUUUGCUCACUUUUACUUAACCUACAGACAUUAUCCUCCCCCCCAACCUGCUGUCCAUCAAUGAUACAUGGUGCCUUACCACAGCCAAGCUCAAGUUUCCCUCCCCCAAGUGGAAGGAGUACAGAUUUAACCGUAACAACAGCACUCCUGUUUGUUUUUAUGCCAUAUCUCUGAGUAUACCAAACCAUAGGCCAGAGGAAGUUUGAAAUAAAGUUCACCGCCACAUUGCGUGUGCUGCAAGGUUUUAAGGUUGCCUCACUCGACAUAGAGACGGCAGCGUGGGUUAAUAUGCACAGUACCUAGAACUGAACCUGGCAUAAUUUUAAGAGUUGGCAACCAUUGUCUCUAUCCAACCUGCUUAUAAAUCUUUGUGAUAACAGACCUACUCAGAAAAUAUAUAGAAAUAUAUAUAUAUAUAUAGGAUAAAAACCUAUAUCAUUUUUGUCUAAUCUUUUAUUUUCCUCUAAAUCCAAUAGAAUUUAAGAUUCAUUUCUAUUUUUGUAAUGGCCAGAUAGGUAGAAGUCUGCUAUUUUGGUUUCUUUGAUUUAAUGUUCUCUCUGUGCAUGUGUUUUUCAAUAUGUUGUUAUCCUCUUGUGGAGGUGGGCAGCCGUGGCCCCGUUGUGGUGUUGGCUUUUAUUUUUUAUUAAAGGAAAUCAAAGCCUUAUGGGGAGAAAUGUAAAUCCAUGUUUUUAUAUGUGAUGUGUUUUGAUAUAGUGUUGAUAUUGUACAUGCAGAUGUUGUGAUGAAACGUUUGCACUUAAAAAUGUCGGGGUUCCUGUAGUAUUGGAUUCUGUGGCUUUUUCUAUGACUCAGAUUUAAUGACAUGUUGUGAUGUUUGCUUAUUGAGAAAUGUAUAUUUUCCAGAAGGGAGGAUACAGUUAUGCACUUAGUAUUUUAUACCACAAAACAAGAGUUCAAUCUAAUCUUCUACAGCACAUAUCAUGUAGUUUACUUCACCUUCAUUGUAAUUUGGCAGUACAAUAUUUAUUUAUUUGAAUUUAUAUUUGAGCCAGAUAGAUUGCAGGGUUAGGGUUACUCUAAACCUAACCUUGCAAUAUAAGCAACCAAAUCUAUGUAACCCUACUAUAAAAUAGAGGGAAAAAUAACCUUGAAGCCCAUUUAAAAGUUACCCCCAUCAAGACGUGUCAUGAGCUUAUUUGUUUGUUUGUAUUUUCUGAUGAUGUUUUUCCUUCAGCUUAUCUUGAAUUGUAAAAUCUUGUUUUAAAAAAAAGAAAUGACAUUGUUCUCACUUUGUUUUGUCCAGUUCUCUUAUUUGUUGAAGCUUUUUUCAAAUGUUUACAAGCUACUUGUCUUAAGUGGCGUAUUGAUGUCUGACAGGUUAAGAGGAAGUGUUUAUAAUGGAAGAGAUAAGUGAGACCAGUAAUAAAAGAUCUCAAACUGA